AUGGAUCACAGAGUGCUGAUUGUGUUUCUGUUGCUCUGGAGCUCAGCCCACCGCAUGAAAGAGCCGUCCUCCACCCCACACAGCUGUUCACAGGACCAGGAGGGGCCGAGCACGACCAUGGCCCCUUUGUCUUAUAGUAGUCAGUCUCGUCGGUGCGUGGAAGCCUCUGGGACGUACGGCUUUACAAUGAGAAAGGAGUCCAGGAUAAUUCGGUGGAUCAGGUGGAUUGUGAUUGUGACGGCUUUGUUGUUGCUGGGCUUCAUCAUAGGCUGGUGCGCAAAGCCAACACAUCCUAACACUGCAAACAAAAGUACUUCCAGCCAAUAUCUGAAGGAGUUACUGGAGGGAAUGCAGCCAGACCAGAUCAAACAGCACCUCAGGAAAUUUACACGUCUCCCCCACCUGGCUGGUACAGAGCAAAAUCUGAGAUAUGCAGAGCAGAUCAUGAAAGAGUGGCUGGAGUUUGGACUGGACACAGUGGAGAUGGUGCCCUAUGACGUGCUGUUGUCCUACCCCAACAAAUCACAGCCGAAUUACAUCUCGAUAGUUGAUCAGUUUGGCAGUGAGGUUUUUAAUACUUCCUUGGCUGAGCCAGUUCCAGAGGGUUAUGAAGAUGUUUCUGACAUUGUGCCUCCAUACAGUGCCUUCUCUGCUAAAGGACAACCUGAGGGGGAUUUGGUGUAUGUGAACUAUGGUCGAACAGAAGACUUUUCCCAGUUAGAGAAGGAGAUGGGCAUCAAUGUUACUGGGAAUAUUGUCAUAGUCAGAUAUGGAAAAAUAUUCAGAGGCAAUAAGGUGAAAAAUGCCAUGUUAGCCGGAGCAAAGGGGAUAAUCAUGUUCUCAGACCCAGCAGAUUACUGUGCUGCUGGAGUCCAGUCCUACCCUGAUGGCUGGAACCUACCCGGCGGAGGAGCUCAGAGAGGCAAUGUUCUCAACCUGAAUGGAGCAGGAGACCCGCUCACACCCGGGUACCCCGCUAAGGAAUAUACCUACAGAUUAGGCCUUGAGGACGGAGUGGGUCUUCCCAAGAUUCCUGUACAUCCAAUUGGCUACGAUGAUGCAAUUCACCUGCUAAAGAACAUGGGAGGACAGAUUCCACCCAACUACUGGAAAGGAACUCUUGAUGUCUCCUACAGGAUUGGUCCAGGCUUUACGGAUGACUUCAAGAGCCAGAAGGUGCGUAUGAACAUCCACACAAACAACCAGGUAACCAGAAUCUACAACGUCAUUGGCCGGAUUAGAGGAGCUCUAGAGCCAGACAGGUAUGUGAUUCUGGGAGGGCAUCGGGAUGCCUGGGUGUUUGGAGGGAUUGAUCCCAUGUCUGGUGCUGCCGUGGUCCACGAAACAGUCAGGAGCUUCGGCUUGCUGCUCAGUAAAGGCUGGAGGCCUAGGAGGACUUUAGUAUUCGCCAGCUGGGAUGCAGAAGAGUUUGGACUGCAGGGAUCUACAGAAUGGGCCGAGGACAAUGCCAAGCUGCUGCAGGAGAGAGCUGUGGCCUACAUUAAUGCCGACUCUGCCAUUGAGGGCAUGUACACACUGAGGGUUGACUGCACUCCGUCUCUACACACUUUGGUGUACGACCUCACUAAGCAGAUAGGCAGUCCAGAAGAAGGAGAGGAGGGAGUUUCUCUGUAUGAGAGUUGGCAUAAGAGGGACAACUGGACGAAUGACCGUGAUGCACCCAGGAUCAGUAAACUCGGGUCAGGCAGUGAUUUUGAGGCCUACUUCAUCCGUCUGGGAAUUGCUGCAGCCAGAGCCAGAUACACCAAGAACAAAAAAACAGAGUGGUACAGCAGUUAUCCAGUCUAUCACAGUGUGUAUGAAACCUUUGAGAUAGUGGAGAAGUUUUACGACCCCACCUUCAAGAGGCUUCGGGCGGUCGCCCAGGUCAGAGGAGGGCUUGUCUUCCAAUUGGCCGAUUCCCAGCUUCUCCCUCUUGACGUCAACCAGUAUGCAGACUCACUGGGGAAGUACGCACAGAGCAUCGCACAGCUGGCUCAGAGGCACCCGGAGGAGAUGAAGAUGUAUGAGGUGUCGUUUGAUUCCUUGUUUUCUGCUGUGGAAAACAUCAGUAUUGCAGCCAGGGACUUCCAUGAGCGCCUGCAGACUCUCAACAGAGCAGAUCCUCUGCAGGUACGCAUCAUGAAUGAUCAGCUCAUGUAUCUGGAGAGAGCCUUCAUAGACCCUCUGGGCUUACCUGGCAGACCCUUCUACAGGCACGUGAUCUUUGCUCCCAGCAGCCAUAAUAAAUAUGCAGGGGAGUCUUUUCCUGGGAUCUAUGACGCAUUGUUUGACAUCAAGAACUCAGCUGAUCCAGAGAAGGCCUGGGAGGAAGUCAAGCGUCAAAUUAGCAUCGCAGCAUUCACCGUCCAUGCUGCUGCCAUGACACUUACACCACCUGCAUGAAGCAGGCACAAACCGUCUGAAGCCAUGUGAUUGAGCCAUCUAUUGAUAAUUAUGUUAAAACGCCAGAAUGUGACAAGAGGGAAUACACUGCCUGCAAUGCACACACACACACACACACACACA
Anoplopoma fimbria (sablefish) is the source of this 2529-nucleotide messenger RNA. It is a transcript of the gene naalad2, whose product is annotated as N-acetylated alpha-linked acidic dipeptidase 2. The record is from RefSeq and is a predicted model, not a curated record. The transcript has 22 exons. The coding region runs from base 1 to 2406 and encodes 801 amino acids. Lineage: Eukaryota; Metazoa; Chordata; Actinopteri; Perciformes; Anoplopomatidae. Gene Ontology annotation, molecular function: carboxypeptidase activity.